Molecule: messenger RNA, 2602 nt
Organism: Leptidea sinapis
Lineage: Eukaryota; Metazoa; Arthropoda; Insecta; Lepidoptera; Pieridae
Product: nucleolar protein dao-5-like
Exons: 7
Coding region: 92-2086 (664 amino acids)
Cellular component (GO): nucleolus; nucleoplasm
Source: RefSeq, a predicted model, not a curated record
CAAAUCACACAUGUGUUCUUGCGGCCGAUGCGGCUGCUUCUGAUCCCGGACAUAAUUUUAUUUUAAAUAAAGAUAUUGUUAAAUCUAUAAUAUGGAGCAGUUGGAAGCAAUCGUGGGGGAAUAUCUGAGUUCUAUUGAUAAGGGUCUCGGAAAACAGUUUCAAGCUAAAAUUAAAUCGAAACCAGGUGCGAGAGAUAUUACAAAAAGUUUCAUGAGCAAAUUUAAAAAGUUUACAGAGAAACAAAACACCAUUUCUGAUGUCUCAAAUAUAAAUGGAAAACCAAAUAAACCUAUUACUCAAGUAAAUGGUUUUUCCAAGAAACAAGAUGAUUCUGAUUCUGACAGCUCUGAGGAUGAUAAACCACCAAAAGCAAAGGCUCAGCAACCAGUUAAACCCCAACAAGUAAAUAAGCCAUCAAAAGUAACAAAGAAAAAGGAAUCAUCUGAUAGUGAUGACAGCAGUGAUGAUGAGAAACCUAAGGCUGUAUCAAAACCAGCACCAAAGGCAACACCUACAAAAGCUGUUGCUAAAAAAGAGUCAUCAGAUGAUAGUGAUGACAGCAGUGAGGAUGAAAAACCUAAAGUAGCCCCAAAACCAACCCCUAAACCCACUCCUGCUAAGGCUGCUGCACCUGCAAAGGGAAUUGUUAAGAAGGAUUCUUCAGAUGAUAGUGAUGACAGCAGUGAAGAGGAAAAACCCAAGGCUACCCAAAAACCAACAGCCAAAGCCACACCUGCUAAAGCUGCAACACCAGCAAAGGUAAUUGCUAAGAAGGAAUCAUCAGAUGAUAGUGAUGACAGCAGUGAAGAGGAAAAACCCAAAGCAGCCCAAAAACCAACAGCCAAAGCCAAACCAGCUAAACCUACAACACCCGCAAAAGUAAUUGCGAAGAAGGAAUCAUCAGAUGAUAGUGAUGACAGCAGUGAAGAGGAAAAACCCAAAGCUGCCCAAAAACCAACAGCCAAAGCCACACCAGCUAAGAUGGCAGCAUCUGUAAAGGCCAGCAAUAAGAAAGAAUCAUCAGAUGACAGUGAUGACAGCAGUGAAGAUGAGAAACCUAAAGUUGCUCAGAAACUAGCACCUAAAGCCACCCCUGCAAAGGCCAUUGCAAAGAAAGAGUCUUCUGAUGAUAGUGAUGACAGCAGUGAUGAUGAAACACCUAAGGCUGUAUCAAAACCAGCACUAAAGGCCACUCCAGCUAAAGUUGCAACACCUGCAAAAACUGUUGCUAAGAAAGAGUCAUCAGAUGAUAGUGAUGAAAGCAGUGAAGAUGAGAAACCUAAAGUAGCCCCAAAACCUACAUCUAAACCCACACCUGCCAAGGUUACUGCACCUGCAAAGGCCAGUGCUAAGAAGGAAUCGUCAGAUGAUAGUGAUGACAGCAGUGAGGAUGAGAAACCUAAAGUAGCCCAAAAACCUGCACCAAAAGCUAAAAAAGAGUCAUCAUCUGAGGACAGUGAUGAUAGCAGUGAGGAUGAAAAGCAAAAUAAAGUGGCUCCAACACCUAUUACAAAACCAUCAAAAACCAAAGCAAAGGAAUCCUCAUCAGAUGAUGAUAGUAGUGAUGAUGACAAACCAAAAAGUGCUAAAAUACCAAAACUUGCCACUACACCUGCCAAAACUGUGAGUGCCCCAGCAAAGAACAAAAAUGCUUCAGAGUCAUCAUCAGAUGACAGUGAAGAUGAAGUUGAUGCCCCUAAACAAGUAAUAAAGGCAAAUAACAUAAAUCAAGGCAAGAAACGCAAAGCUACAGAUGAUGAUGAAGCAACACCUUCCAAAAAGCCGUACAGCAAUUUUGUGAAGGGUACACAUGUUGUGUCUACACCAAGAGAAAAUGGAGAUGUAACUAAACCAGUACCAUUUAGAAGGGUUGUCACUGAUAAAGUAGAAGUGGAUCCUAGACUUAAAGAUAAUUCGUUUGAAGCUAAGAGUGGAGCUCGUGGGUCAUGGGGAGAACGUGCCAACCUUGACUUGAAGCACACACGCGGCAAGUCAUUCAAACAUGAGAAAACUAAGAAAAAACGAGGCUCGUAUCGCGGUGGCGCAAUAGACACGGGUGUCCAUUCCAUCAAGUUUGAAGAUUAGUUUCUGAUAUUAAUUUAAUGCAAAGACCCAGUGACAUUCAUUUUUUAAUUAGUUUAUUAUUUAGAUUCGACAUUUUAUCUAAGGCGCUCCUACGCAUGCUUUCAUCUCUAACAUGAUGAAGAUUAUGAGUGAAUUACUCAUCAAUAAUUUUAUAAUAAUGACUUUCAUAUAACAUCGAAGCAUCUGAUGGUUUGCCUUAUUUAAUACUGUGGUAUAAAUAUUUCAAAAUUUUAAAAGUUGUGGAUUAAUAUGAAUAGGUUUAUACUAUAAAGAUACAUUGGUAUCAUUGAUAAUAUGUUUAAUUUUAUGGACAUUGAUCUAAUGCUUAUAUUGUAAAUAAAGUCAUUUCUUCAUUAGUGUAAGAUUGAUAAGUGUAUUUUGUACAUACAUAGCUUAUAAGUUAUGUUAACUAUUGCACCAAGGUUAACCUUGAUGAGUUUUUUGUGGUUAUAGUGUAAUAAGACCGCCUUUCAGAAUAAUGUAAGAUAAUGCAUUUGAAUAAAUAUGUAAGUGGUA